UUGAUUCCAAAGGGAUUACCGAACUACUGUUAAAUGCCCACCUACUGCUGCACUCCAAGGGUUGAGGAGGACGGAUAUUUUUCUUAGCUGUCGGACACUUUGUGCAUGCUGGCACAGCAGCCAAACAACUUGGACACUGUUCUCCCAUCGCAGAGAAUCAUGAAGCCAGGGUUGACUAGCGUGUGCCUCUACAUAUCAAGAGGAUUAUACGGGUGCUCCAAGUACUGUUUCCUCAUAUCGAGGAGUGGAGUUCCACGAUUCUUGAUGUGUAACUUUAAAUACGAGUUCGUUCCACUGAUUGGUAAAGGUACAUUCUGCCGUCCGGCACCUCUGAGAAUAUUUAGACUGAACUUGGGUGAUCCGUCGUUGCGUGUCCCUGUCUAUCAUUGGCUCUCCAGAACUUGGUGCGUAAAGUGGCUGAUGUGUAUCGGACGCGGCGACUAGAUUGGGCUGCCACUGCAGCUCGACGGGAGAAAUUUUCCUGCGUCUUGUGCAACUGUGAGGGAGAUGAGUUCAAGGCUCAAUUCCAGCUUACAACUCAUCACUUCACAUGAGAUGAGCUUCGAGUUUCCAACAUUCUUUUCUCCCCAAUGCUAUCAAAGACUGCAGUGUGUUCAAGAAGCUCAGGGCAUAUGUGGACGCUUUUGAUGGACCGUGUCCUGUUAUUGCAAUGUUUCAGAAUACAUCUUCCGGGAAAAUGAACAGGGGAAUUCAAUCAUGCUCAUCAUUACCUUUUGCUCAACAUUCUUCGACAUGUAGGACAAUGUGAAUAGAUAACAGUUUCAGUACAUUGUAUUCACGGAUCAGAACUCAAAAAAAUGUCAGAAUACUGUUCGUGCAUUGAAUCUUCAGAUAAUCACUCACCGAGUCAGCCCUCCCUGGCAUAAACUGCCAUUGGAGGUAGGUUGUAAAUAGAAUGAAAUUCACCGAGAGCUUUCUGUGUUCAAUACUUCGUGUCAAUAAGUCUUGUUGAGAAAGAAAGAUGAG
This is a messenger RNA of Marchantia polymorpha subsp. ruderalis, 987 nucleotides long. The record is from the annotation of a GenBank genome assembly. NCBI's taxonomy places the organism in Eukaryota, Viridiplantae, Streptophyta, Marchantiopsida, Marchantiales, Marchantiaceae.